Molecule: messenger RNA, 522 nt
Organism: Lonchura striata (white-rumped munia)
Lineage: Eukaryota; Metazoa; Chordata; Aves; Passeriformes; Estrildidae
Source: RefSeq, a predicted model, not a curated record
AUGGUGACGCUGAGACUAUUAGUCCUGUAUUUGGAGGAUGAGAUCACUGUGAAGAUGAUUGUGAUUGCUUCUCUCUUUGGAGUUUUCCUGGCUCCUGCUCUUGCCAAUUAUAACAUGGAGAACAACUUUAAUGGGCAACCCAGUGAAAACUCAACCCACUCUGAGAUCAGGGCCAGCACCACUCCAAAGGUUGGGUCUGAGGCCUGGAAAACCAUCUGGGACUUCAAGGCUGGCUACGUUGCAACCAAGGUGUUUUCAAAGAACACCUGCAUCAUUGCUUCAACUAGCAAGAGGUUUUGGCUUGGCAAACCCUUUCCUACACCACCUCCAGGAGACAAGGUACUUGGGCCUUACCAGAUGCCACGCAGAGAGAAUCGCUUCAUUAUCUCCAGGAACAGACUCCAAAGCUUGAGCCCGUAUGGAAAACGCAUCCAAGCCCUGUGCACUGGAAUUCCCUCCUACCUCGCUUACCCAGCUCCUGGAUCAAACUUCUUAAGAGGAUCAAACAUCUCAUCAGGAUGA